CAAAUUUCUCUUCACGAGACCCCCAAAAUGAAUAUUCAGAAUCUGCUUAGAUAUGUUUCUCUUGCCCUUCCCAUUUUCUUCUUCUUCUUCAUCACCCCCACCACCCAAUACCACGCCCACCACCACCGCCAACAACCCAUUUUCAAUGAUCUCACAAUCCACACCUUCAUCAACAAAACUCUCCAAUGGAAAACUCGCCUUGUCAAAUUCCAAGGCCACCAACUCAAACUGUCAACCCCUACAAUAGUAGCAGCAAUAUGUUGUUUCAUAGCUUCCUCUAUAUCAAGUGCCGGUGGUAUUGGUGGUGGAGGUUUGUUUAUUCCCAUUCUCACAAUCAUUGCUGGUUUAGACCUUAAAAUUGCUUCAUCUUUCUCAGCUUUUAUGGUCACCGGUGGGUCAAUUGCAAAUGUUAUGUACAAUUUGCGUACCAAAACUGACAAAUCAGGACGUAUGAAAAAGGGUUUGGUUGAUUAUGACAUAGCAAUUUUGUCAGAGCCUUGUAUGUUAUUAGGUGUAAGUGUUGGGGUUGUUUGUAACCAUGUCUUCCCUGAAUGGUUAAUCACUAUCUUGUUUGCUGUUUUCCUUGUUUGGUCUACUUUUAAGACUUGUAGUAAUGGUGUUGGGUAUUGGAAAACAGAAACAGCUAAACAUAAUGAAAGUAGAAAUGGGUGUGAAAAAGUGGGAAAUGGGGUGACUAAAAAUGGAGAGAUCGAGAACUUAAGAGAACCAUUGAUGGGUGUAGAAGGGAAAGAAAAUUCAGGGUUUCCAUGGAAGAAACUUAUGGUGUUAGUUAUGGUCUGGUUUUCCUUCUUUAUCAUCUAUCUUAUUCGUGGCAAUAGCUAUGGGCAGGGUAUUAUGCCAAUGAAGCCAUGUGGGGUAGGGUAUUGGACUCUCUCAUUGUUUCAAGUUCCACUUGCCAUAGGUUUUACUUCUUGGAUCCUUUUUAGCAAACAGCCCAUUGCAUGCCUUGGUCCAAAUAAACAGGGGGUUAACAAGCUUAUUUUCCCAUUAAUGGCUUUAAUGGCUGGAGCUUUGGGUGGAGUUUUUGGAAUUGGUGGGGGUAUGCUUAUAAGCCCACUUCUUCUUCAAGUUGGGGUAACCCCUGAGGUAACAGCAGCUACUUGUUCCCUCAUGGUUUUCUUUUCAUCCACAAUGUCUGCAUUCCAGUACUUAUUGUUCGGGAUGGAGCAAACCGGUGCUGCCCUUGUAUUCUCGUUCAUUUGUUUCGUAGCAUCGGUUCUCGGAUUAGUGGUGGUGCAGAAAGCCAUAAAAGAGUUCGGGAGAGCAUCGCUGAUCGUGUUCUCAAUCGGUAUAGUGAUGGCCUUGAGUGCCGUAUUGAUGACUAGCUUCGGAGUUCUCGAUGUUUGGCAAGAUUAUAUAUCAGGGAGUUAUAUGGGAUUCAAAAUGCCUUGUUGAAUUCAAUUUUAUGAGCUUGUAUAUUUAUAUUUACGCUUUGAAAUGAAAGAGUCCUUGUAUGUAAAGAAACUGCAUUGUCCCACAUCAAUAUAAGUUAUUUUGAACUUCA
Gossypium raimondii (Peruvian cotton) is the source of this 1525-nucleotide messenger RNA. RefSeq names its product sulfite exporter TauE/SafE family protein 5. The transcript has 4 exons. The record is from RefSeq and is a predicted model, not a curated record. Gene Ontology annotation, cellular component: Cul4A-RING E3 ubiquitin ligase complex; membrane. Gene Ontology annotation, biological process: protein ubiquitination. The coding region runs from base 28 to 1416 and encodes 462 amino acids. NCBI's taxonomy places the organism in Eukaryota, Viridiplantae, Streptophyta, Magnoliopsida, Malvales, Malvaceae.